AUGAGAAUAAAUCCGAGGAAAGGAGAAGCCAGGACGCACUUUUCGAACGAGGCUCUCGCCGCUUGGGCUGCGAGCCCGUCCGCGGUAGCGUCCGCCGCGGGCGCCGCCUCAGGACCUGGCCCCGCACGGGCGCGGCUGCCCGGAGCGCGCGGGUCAAGGCGGCCCUCGAGCCCACGCUCAUUCCGGACCAGCGCGGCGCCUCCUCGGGACUCCGGUUCCGGCAGCACCUCAGGCUCGUUCUGGGCACACCCGCCGCCACACCUUCGCUCCCAGGGCUCUCCUCCCUUGCUCAGCUUGGCCAUCCGCCGGAACUCACUUCCAACACGACAGGGGAAGGCCGUCUCGGCUUGCGUCCGUCACCCGACGAAGCCGAAGACCAGGCGCCCGCAACCCAACGCUGUGGGUGCGCACCCCCACUUGCAGCUGGCGCAGACGAGACGCUGAGAGCCAAAAACGGCUGUCAGCCGGCCCACCCCGGCGCCUCCAACGGACCUCAUUACCCUUCCCGCCCACCAACAGCCAGUACUACAAUUCCCGGCAGGCAUCGCGCAGUGCCGCAAAAAGACCGGGCCCCAGCGGCAUGCUGGGAGUUGUAGUGAGUGAGCCUGACUGCUUUUCCCUUCUAUUAAGCAUUCCCACUUGGAAGACAGUAAUGCGCGGCUGACAGCCGGUUCUCCAGCUUCGCCGUCGGAACUAAACGUGACCAAGGACUGCGCCCUUCCGCCCCGCGGUGCACACCGCGUCGCUGCCACGGGGCUUCGCUCCGCCCUCCAUCCACACCCGUUCCCUUGACGGUUCAAGCUCCGAGCGGCCG
Nyctereutes procyonoides (raccoon dog) is the source of this 814-nucleotide messenger RNA. RefSeq names its product zinc finger protein 318-like. NCBI's taxonomy places the organism in Eukaryota, Metazoa, Chordata, Mammalia, Carnivora, Canidae. The transcript has 2 exons. Bases 1 to 444 code for a protein of 147 amino acids. The record is from RefSeq and is a predicted model, not a curated record.